UCCUGCUGCAGGAACCUUUUUUUUUUAAGCUAAAACGCAGGUAACGAGCGACUUCCGCCAUCAAGAAUUAACUUCAUGUAACAAAAAACAAUUCCGUAAAAUGUAUUCAGUUACAAACUACCUUCAUUAUGUUCAUAGCCUUUUUCAGUAAAACCGUUGCUUCAGAAGUACCUAUUAGAUGGAUUAAAAACCUUAAAAAUACUUUUAUCAUUUUUGUUUCGAGUAAACUAUGAAGCUGUAUCUACAUAUUAACUGGUGGUAGGACCUCUUGUGAGUCCGCGCGGCUAGGAACCACCGCCCUGCCUAUUUCUGCCGUGAAGCAGUAAUGCGUGUCGGUUUGAAGGGCAGGGUAGCCAUCGUAACUAUACUGAGACUUUAGAACUUAUAUCUCAAGGUGGGUGGCAUUUGCGCUGUAGAUGUCUAUGGGCUCCAGUAACCACUUAACACUAGGUGGGCUGUCCACCCAUCUCUCUAUUAAAAAAAAUGUAUAUAUUGAAAAUAUUAUUCAGUCUCCACUGAGAAUUGUCUUCUCUGUAUUUUUUAUUUAUUUUUAUGUUCAACUUAAACACUCGCUUGAGAACUACAUAAAGAAACCAAGGCGCCAUCUCUAAGAAAGGCGCUUCGUCUUAUGGCACAAAUUACGAUCUUCAGCAAAAGGAAAGAAACCGACAAAAAAUAAAUUACAAAUUCUUUUAAAAUCGUGUCUGGUACUUACUUCCAAUAUUAAAUCAAUCCAACAUUUUCCAUAAAAUGAUAAUACCAAGUCCAGAUCCCUUCGAAAGGGGGCAAUAAAAACAAAAUCUGUUGCUACUUCAAAAAUAACAUUUGAACUCAUUACUUGUGUAAGGUUUGUUGUAAAAUAAUUAAAAUAAAAUUGGUCAUGUUAAAGUUAAGGCAAUUUUUGUAUUGCCAAAUAGCAACACUGUUGGUGGUAGCAAUGCCAGUGGUGGGGUUGUGAGAUAAUAAAAAAGGCGGUAGUCUGAGAAACGGGAAGAGAAAUCAGUGUAUUCGGUAGUGAGCAGAUGUCUAAAGAUUGUAAAAGUGGAGUUUCAAAUAAAGCAAUACAGAAUUAAGUAAACUACUGCAAUCUGUGUAUUAUUUCCUGACUGUUGGAAGUGGAGUCUUACAUCUCAGAAGUGCGGUCGCCUCACUUCCAGAACAUGAAUAGAGAAGGCACACAUCAUUUGAUGACACCCUCGCGCAGCCGUAAAGGAAGCCGAGGCGAAGCGGGUCCCAACCGAUCUCGUACUCGCAGCCGUAGCUCUCGCACGUGCAGCCGGGCCCGGGAGCUGGAACUGUACCAAGAACGUAUCCAGCGACUAGAACAGGAACUGCAGCAAGAGCGGGAGAUGGUACGGCGACGCGAGAGAAGUACACGGCGCCCUUCAGCCGAGAGGCCACUUGCGACCUCUCUUCGUGCAGCUACAGAGGUGCGCCGGAGUGACGAUGCGCGGCAUGCAAAAGUCAACCAUGAACGUCGUGCCACACAUAUCAGGUCACGUAGUCCUUCCUUUUCUACUAAUGAUGUUGUCAAAAUAAUACAGUCUAUUAAGCACGGUCCCGAAUCUCAACCGUUACCGCAGAACACACCGAUGAUUAAUAAAAAUAUAGAUCACAAGAAUAUUCUUCCAAAUUUUGACCCUUCUGUUAAAAAUCAGCGAAUAGACGUGUGGCUGAAAAAGGUUAAUGAAUGCGCGUCGGUUUAUGGUUGGGACGAUAGGACUACUAUACACUUUUCACUACAAAAACUUCAAGGAUUGGCCAAGUUGUGGUUCGAGAGUCUAGAUACGAUCUUGUAUACGUGGCAAGAGUGGCAAGAUAAAUUAAUAAACGCGUUUCCUCACGAACUAAAUUAUGGCCAGUGCUUAGAAGACAUGUUGAGACGAAAAAGCAAGCUUAAUGAACCUAUAGAGCAAUAUUAUUAUGAAAAACUGUCUCUGUUAAACCUAUGUGGUAUUUCUGGUAAGCGCGCUGUCGACUGCAUAAUUCACGGAAUUAGUGACAGGACUAUGAAGUCUAGUGCCUUAGCUUUGCGCUGUUCUCUUCCAGAAAAUCUUUUACAAUUUUUAAUGAGUUGGGACACAGAUCAAUUGAUUAAUGAUCAAUCGCAUUUGAGAAAUAAAAAUGCCUCUGACACUGAAUCAAAUUCUAAAAAGAAUUCCGGUCAAGGUAUUUAUUGUUUUAACUGCAAACAGCAGGGGCAUCCGUAUUUACAGUGCCCAAAGCCGCUAGAUAAAUGUAACAAAUGUGGUAAGAUAGGACAUAAAACGGAAACCUGUUUUAAUCAGGAAGAGGGUUCCUCAAUCGGUUUGGUGGUCUCUAAAAAUAACUAGCUCUAGUGCAAAAUUAACCGAAAACUUAUCUUAACGACAUUUUCUUCGAGUCGUAUCACACAUAAAAUAGAGAACAUUCAAGACAAUAUUCCCCAUGAAAGGCUCUGGUUAUAAGUUAAUAUAGUCCUCGGAGAGUAUACCUUUUCAUCUCGAAAUUUGAUGACGUACGUGCUAGUGUUCUGUAGGCUAGGUGACAAUCUGAUGUAAUUCUUCGUUAAUCAAUCAAACAUUACAGAACAAUCGCAUAUCAUUAUUAUGAAAAAUUCAACUACUUAACGGUUUUUAAGCAUGAAUUCUGAACUGUCCCACUCAGAUUUAUAUAAGGAAUAUGAUAAAUCCCUUGAGAGAAAAUAUGUAGCAAGUCUUGAGCAGCUGACAUAGUUAAGAUCUUAAGUAGAUUAUCUAAAGAAUAUUUUGAGUUAUCUAAUUAUAAAUCAGGUUCGUUCAGUCAGUCAGUCCGUCUCCCUGGGUUUGAGGGAAUGGGAAUGAAGCAUAAAAUGCUAUAUUCGAUUUAAUAAAGCCCUGGAUACAUGUCACGUCACUUAAACUUGGUGGAUCAGUGGGAAGUAAAUCUUUACUACUGACCGUGAAUAAUUCUAAGUGUUUAAUAAUUUUUGUCAAUUACAUUAUUUAAUGUCAAUUAUGUAAUAUUAUUGUCAAUUACUUUGUCAAUUUAAUAACAAUAAAUGGAUGAUUAAAUGAUACACAUAUAUAACUGAAUUGAUGAAGCACUUACGCUACCGAAUUAUUCUUUCUUUGUUUACAGGUCAGGAGCGAGAAUUGAUCGGUUCGCACCUCGACCAGAAAGUCCUUGAGAAUUGAUUGGUUCAAGGCAAGACAGAAAAUACUAUAGCUGAGAAUUGAUGUUCAGGGCGAGACAGGAAAUACUACAGCUGAGAAUUGAUUGGUUCAGCUUGUGUAUUUCAUAAAGUCCUUGAGAAUUGAUUGGUUCAAGGCGAGACAGGAAAUACUACAGCUGAGAAUUGAUUGGUUCAGCUUGUGUAUUUCAUAAAGUCCUUGAGAAUUGAUUGGUUCAAGGCACACAUUAACUGAGAAUUGACUUGUCAUGGCAGUUUCAUAACUGAGAAUUGACUUGGCAUGGCAGUUUCAUAAUUGAGAAUUGACUUGUCAUGGCAUUUUCAUAACUGAGAAUUGACUUGGCAUGGCAGUUUCAUAAUUGAGAAUUGACUUGUCAUGGCAUUUUCAUAACUGAGAAUUGACUUGUCAUGGCAGUUUCAUAACUGAGAAUUGACUUGACAUGGCAGUUUCAUAAUUGAGAAUUGACUUGUCAUGGCAGUUUCAUAACUGAGAAUUGACUUGGCAUGGCAGUUUCAUAAUUGAGAAUUGACUUGUCAUGGCAUUUUCAUAACUGAGAAUUGACUUGGCAUGGCAGUUUCAUAAUUGAGAAUUGACUUGUCAUGGCAGUUUCAUAACUGAGAAUUGACUUGGCAUGGCAGUUUCAUAAUUGAGAAUUGACUUGUCAUGGCAGUUUCAUAACUGAGAAUUGACUUGGCAUGGCAGUUUCAUAAUUGAGAAUUGACUUGUCAUGGCAGUUUCAUAACUGAGAAUUGACUUGUCAUGGCAUUUUCAUAACUGAGAAUUGACUUGGCAUGGCAGUUUCAUAAUUGAGAAUUGACUUGUCAUGGCAGUUUCAUAACUGAGAAUUGACUUGGCAUGGCAGUUUCAUAAUUGAGAAUUGACUUGUCAUGGCAGUUUCAUAACUGAGAAUUGACUUGGCAUGGCAGUUUCAUAAUUAAGAAUUGACUUGUCAUGGCAUUUUCAUAACUGAGAAUUGACUUGUCAUGGCAGUUUCAUAAUUGAGAAUUGACUUGUCAUGGCAGUUUCAUAAUUGAGAAUUGACUUGUCAUGGCAGUAACACAACUAAAAAUUGGCUUGUUAUGGCAGUUUACAACUGAGAAUUUACUGUCUGUUUCGAAGAAAUUUUGAUAUGUAUAACUUUUAAGGAGUAUUUUGUUUCACUUAAAUGAAAAAAUGUUAAGUGCCUCUUUUUUUUUUUGUUGUAAUUUACUGUUAACGCUGUUACGCUGACGACUAAUAUUGGCCUAAUGUAAGGUUACCACCUGGGUCAUGUAUGGGGACAUACAUGGUGUCAGGACGGUCGAAUGUAAGGUUUGUUGUAAAAUAAUUAAAAUAAAAUUGGUCAUGUUAAAGUUAAGGCAAUUUUUGUAUUGCCAAAUAGCAACACUGUUGGUGGUAGCAAUGCCAGUGGUGGGGUUGUGAGAUAAUAAAAAAGGCGGUAGUCUGAGAAACGGGAAGAGAAAUCAGUGUAUUCGGUAGUGAGCAGAUGUCUAAAGAUUGUAAAAGUGGAGUUUCAAAUAAAGCAAUACAGAAUUAAGUAAACUACUG
This is a messenger RNA of Bombyx mori (domestic silkworm), 4700 nucleotides long. RefSeq lists its product as uncharacterized. The coding region runs from base 1161 to 2333 and encodes 390 amino acids. The record is from RefSeq and is a predicted model, not a curated record. Lineage: Eukaryota; Metazoa; Arthropoda; Insecta; Lepidoptera; Bombycidae. Gene Ontology annotation, molecular function: zinc ion binding; nucleic acid binding. The transcript has 2 exons.